This is a messenger RNA of Racocetra persica, 407 nucleotides long. NCBI's taxonomy places the organism in Eukaryota, Fungi, Glomeromycota, Glomeromycetes, Diversisporales, Gigasporaceae. The record is from the annotation of a GenBank genome assembly.
AACAAGAUUUAGAUGAUUCUAUGAUGGAUAACGAUGAAAGUAUUCAUCAUACUGCUGAAUCAACAAGUGCAAUAGCUCUUCUUGUAUUAAAGAAAAAGAGGCUCAAAAAACCAUCAACUGGCAAAGUUUCCUCUCCAAGCUCUCCUUAUUCAACGCAAUUCACCCCGGAAGAAAUCUUGUUCCUAGAUGAAUUUAAUCAAUUGUAUGAAAAAAGAGUUCAACUAGGUCCAACUAGACAAAGUGAUAUUGCUUCCGAAAUUAGGCAAUUUGCUAAUAAUGCUAUAGCGUUUGGGCAGCCUGCUGUCUCUGGAUUGGUUAGAAAAACCAAAGUACCUAAAGAACAAAGGGCUGUGAAUGCUCUGAAAGCUUGGAUUGAAAGUGGAAAGAAAAGAUUAGGUGUUGUAUAA